UUAAAGGACAAAUCCUCAAUCACAGCCAUGUAAUUUCCAGAUAUAAUCACAUUGUUCAAUGAUUCAAUCUAUCAUUGGAUAAACCUAUAAAUUACCACCACCACAAAAAAAUCUCAAAAUCUCUCCCCACAAAAACCCCAUCAAGUAAGGGGGAAAAAAAAAAAAAACAUACAAUAAAAAUCUGCCCCAAAAUCACCAUGACUGCUUCAAGUCCAGCUUUCUUCUCAUCAUCAUCAAUUCUGAACAUACCCAAUUCGAAGAACAUCUUAAACCCCAACCCUUUAACCCAAAUCAAGAUUAAUAAAUCAAGAAACCCUCAAAAAAGAAGUGGUUAUUUCAUUUCUAAAUCUGUUACUGUCGAUAACCCCUCCACUGUUUCCUCUACAUCUUCAUUGAAUGUAGAUGAGGGUGUUGAUGAAAAAGAUGCUGCAGCAAUUGGGAAAGUUGGGUCUAAGGUUAAGGUUACAGUUCCAUUGAAAGUGUAUCAUGUGCCUAAGGUUCAAGAAUUGGAUUUAGAUGGUAGAAUUGGGACAUUGAAACAGUAUGUGGCUAUUCAUAAAGGCAAACAAAUAUCUGCUAAUUUGCCUUACAAGGUCGAAUUCGUCGUAGACGGUUUGGAAGGCCGAAAUGGUCCAGUUAAGUUCUCUGCUCACCUUAAGGAAGAUGAGUUUGAGUUUCUUGACUGAUCUGUUUCAGUUUUGAUUACAAUUUUAUUGCUUUUUUAAAUGAACUCUAUAUGUACCAUUGGAAAAUAAUCAUGUGUACAAGUAUUGUUUUCUGUAUCAUUUUGUAGAAUUUAACUCUUUUAAAUAAGAAAAAUGCUUACUU
Lycium ferocissimum is the source of this 828-nucleotide messenger RNA. RefSeq names its product ferredoxin-thioredoxin reductase, variable chain-like. The coding region runs from base 198 to 686 and encodes 162 amino acids. The transcript has a single exon. The record is from RefSeq and is a predicted model, not a curated record. Gene Ontology annotation, biological process: photosynthesis. Lineage: Eukaryota; Viridiplantae; Streptophyta; Magnoliopsida; Solanales; Solanaceae.